Messenger RNA from Lymnaea stagnalis (great pond snail), 15830 nucleotides. Lineage: Eukaryota; Metazoa; Mollusca; Gastropoda; Lymnaeidae. The record is from the annotation of a GenBank genome assembly.
AAUCACCCAAAGAGCAGUGCUUUGUGUGAUAACUUAAUUUACAGUUUGCAAAUAAUCAGACGAAAUAAAAUGUCUGAAUCAGAACAGGAAUUGGUAGACGAAUCAUUAGGACAAGAUGAUUCGGUGGGUAUUUGUAAACUAUUUUACUUGCUUAAAAUAAUUCAGUAGUAAAUCAAAAUAGGCUUGCUAGCACCGGGUUUACUCUGCUUAUCAUCAGAGUUCAUAGUCAUAGUCAUAGUUCAUAGUCAUAGUCAUAGUCUUGGAAAGUAUUAAUUUUAAGUAUUUUUUAUAUUAUCUGCCCUUCUCACCGCGCUUUUUGCUUUUUUUUUUUCAAUAAGUAUUUGAAUUAAAAUUAAUUUCUUUUUCAAAUAUGACUGUUUGAUAGCUUUACCUGCGUGUUUUUCAAUUGAUUGGGUGGUAAAAAAAAAUUAUGUCCUACCACCUACAGCCUGUACAAUUAAUUAUAAAAAAAAUAAAAGUUUUAAUUUAGAGAAUAUGAAUAAGACCUUUACUUUUACUAAUUAAAAUUAGUAGACUUAUUUAAUUGGUAAAUGUUCAGUUAGCAGCAUUGGCUUUGCCAAAAGUUUUUUCCACCCAAAGCACAAUGUCACUUUUGGGAAUCCCAGGACAGGGCCAACAGUUGGACCUAAAUGACGAUAAUGUUGAUAACAUUCCCAUUCUUCACUGAGCAUUAUUUGCGCCAAAAACAUAAUCUGACGAUCGAUAGUUAAUUAUUACUAACUAUGAAAUAAAUAUAAAUGAAAUUUGCCAUUCGGUUUUUAUUAAAAUUCAACUUCCAUUGCAAGGUUGAAAAGAUAAAAAUCAUACUGGAUGAUACCCCAAGAUGAACACCUGAAAAAAGAUGUGCACAUGUUUUAAAGUGCUGUUUUUAUUGAUUGAAAAUGAAGUGCCCAUAUAUGCUUUUCAUAUCUAUAAUACUAUAAUGUCGCAAAUGACGGGACAUUUCAAAAUAGUAGAGGGGAGGGGCCUCUUUUUCAAGCAAAAAUUUUAAUGAGAGAAAAAAUGUAUCAAAUGGACGGUAGUAGACCUGGGGAACUUUCAUGACCUAUAUGCCGUCGAAGACAUAGCCGCUAACUGCAUUUUAGCCCAAAGUAUUAAUAUCUGGGAAGCGUUAUAUGCAGUAGGCUGCGUAUAACCCUGAGAGUUAUACGCAGGCGACUGCGCAUAACCCUGAGGGUUAUUCCCAGCCGACUGCGUAUAACUCUAAGGGUUAUACGCAGUCGGCUGGGAAUUUAGCCAAAAAGGUCUAUUACCGCUAGUUUUACCAUUUAAAAAAAGUAUUAUGCAUAAUUAGCUGCAUUAUGGGUUGUUUUGAACUAUAACUUUUAAUGUGUUUAACGUAAAAUUUUAAUUGAAUUAAUUUUAAUUAAUAUUGAAUGAUAGUAAUAGUAUUAGUUCUAUUAUUAGUAUUAUUGCUUUUAUCUUAUAUAUUAUAAGUCAAAGUCUACAUUUCUUAGAGUCUAAGCCUAAGAAGAUGAUUUUUUAAAAGCAAUUUCCAUGGUCUAAGUCUAGUUCUGUAUUCCGAUUGAUUAGGUUUUUAUAUGUUGCUAUGACCAUCAAGUGGUUGGUCUUACUGACUAAUUCAGGAAAUACAUUCUAUUUAUUUUAUUUUUUUAAAUAUAUAAUUCAUGAUUUUUUAUAUUUUUUUUUGGUGACCUAAAUGUAACAGUUUUCAGCUUCCAUGUAAAACUAUAAUUGUGUGAAAGUAUUACUUACAUUGCCCCCUCUACAGAACCCCCUGUCCCUACAGCUAUUUUUGUUACUGCUACUCUCCUCCCCUGAUUAUAUUUAUUACUAUACCUGAGAAACAUAAUUUUAUCUGCCACAAAAUUAGUUAACAACACAAAAUAUACGUUAACAACACAAACAUAUAUUUGAUAAUUAUAAGAAUAACAUUAUUAACAUUACAUUGGUCUAGUUAAUAAUUCUUGUCAUGUUUUAACAUUUUUUAGCCAAAACAAAAUAAAACAAUAAGCCUAGUUAUUUUCGCUUCAUUCUCGACAACAAACUUAGCUACUAAUACGUAUUUAUGGCUAGCCUUUGGCUGGAGUUGAACUCAAGUCCACCAAAUUGAGGUUUGCUCAGUUUAUAUCAUUCGACCACCCAGUCACCCUUAGGACAAGGCACCUUUAUCGAUCGAUACUGUAACACAGGAAGAAUAUAGACCUCACGUGACUUGCCGACUGCGUAUAACUCUCAGGGUUAUACGCAGUCGGCUGCGCAUAACCACUUCGUUAAUAUAUUGCACUGGAUCUGGUACAGUAGCUUCUCAACUUACACUGUUAACGCUCCCUGUGAAGUUCUUAGUCCACAGAAGUUACAGCAUACUACAGUUCACUAGACUAAUAAAUCAGACAGACAUAAAUUUAUAAAUAUAAAACUAUAUAUAUUAUUGUAGGGAAUUGAAUUGACUAAUGUGUUCUUUAUGAAUCGAACUGCAAUCUCAACAUUUAUGUAAAUGAUAUCCUGAUUAGGAUAAUUUUUGCAUGCAAUUUUGUUUAGACUUAGAAUAAACAAGUCUUGCAGAUUUUUGUUACAUUUUAUCAUUGAAGCCUAAAUUAGUACCAACAAAUAUUUAAAUGGAGUUCAGUGCGAAAAACUGCAUAAAAUAUUUUGGCAUAUUUCAAGGUCACAUGUUUCUAAAACAUUUCAGUUAUGGGGUUCACUGGGUACCAAAAAUAUAUAUAUAAUGAUAGAACACCAUAAACUAUCAAUGGAAGCUGCCGUUAAAAUGGCGAGAGGAGCAAGAAACUUGAGAAGCAAUCUGAUUAGCUGUUACAAAGACCAGCCAGCCAAUCUCUAUUAUGUAAAUUAUUAGGCAGAUGGAUCAACCAUUUGUGUGAAUUUCGUCUCAGGGCAGAUAGAUCUGAACAGCCAUCUCAAUGAGGGUUAAUUCCUGAUUUUAUCACUGCUUUUAAAAUUGAGUGACUUAGUUUAUGCAAUGCUUAAGCUUUAGUACCUAUUCAAUUUGAAAGAGUAACUCCAAAUAUUUAACAUAGAUUAUACAUUCAAACAUGCUUAGCUGCAUCUCUCAGCGUUUUAUACUGCUUAAUGAGCUGUUCAAGUGUGUGAUUUUCUUUCUCAUUAUAUGCCUUUGGGUCUCUUUAACAUGCUGAUAUUUAAAGGGAAAUGCUUUUGAAAUAAGCUUGCUAUAAGUAUUUCUUCCUCAAAAAGGUAGAGACGUAAUGUUAAUAAUGCUUAAUAAUUUUGGCUUAUAAUCAUAAUAUAACUUUCGCCACAUGUUUGUGACAUAGUCAAAUUUUUACAUUUUCAGUUAUUAAAAGUUUUACAUGCUUAAUAAAAAGAAUACAUUCUUCCAACUAGAGUCUCUAAAACUAAAAUAAUAUUUUUGUUAAUAAUGAAAUUAAAACUUUAAUAAGUAAUUAAUGAAUUUUUCUUUCAACAUCAUUUGAACCAUCUCAACAUCCUAUUCAGUGUUAUCCUAUUACGGUCAAUUCCAUUUGUAUUCAUUUGUUUUUUGUUUUUAUUUGGCGAGUAGAACUGGGGCAUGACACAUAAAAAAAAAGAAAGAAAAAGCUUGGGAACGUUUGAUGUAAGUUUUUUAAAAUAGUUAAGAUGUAAAAUUCAAGAACAGGUGCAAUGGAAGCAACAGCAAUAUCUACAAAAAAGCAAGGUAUAGACCUUUUUAAAAAAAAAGCGCAAUUUGAUAGGCAUCACCAUUUUGAAGCCUCUCAUGGUCUUAGGCAUUUUCACCAAAUUUAAAAGAACCCUUAAAUUUUUACAAUAAACUAACCACAUGAAAGUUAGAAUUUUUGGUUUAAUGUAUGACUAUCAAUAUUGAAGCCUACUGGCUAUUUGUAGCUAAUUAUUAUUAUUUUAGCCAGGCUGAUUUUAUGGUUUGUCAGAUUAGCUGUAAACUAAAUUCUGGGAAGAAAUGAUUCUGGGGUAUAACAAUAUAUGAUACUUAAUGAACAAAGUUGUUGUGGUUAUUAACUCGUUAUAGUUAUUAAUAUUUCUCAUUGGAUAACACCCCCCACAUAGUGGAUUUAAACAAAUGUUCUUUACUCUGGGUAUUUCCUCAGGAAUGCAGACGAUUAUUUAUUUUCUGCAUUGGUUAUGAUGUGUAUUUGCCGUUUAACAAAAUGAAUAUUGACAUUAAAAUGUAUUUUUUCAGUCUCCUGCUAAUGUGAGUGGCCCUUCUAUCUUGCUGAAAUCACCACCUAGAUCAGGUCCAAAAGAUGAAGCUUAUGAAGAAAAAUUGGUAAUUGUCAACUUGAUUGUUUUAUAUGACAGUGUAAUGAACACAUAUUUAGUAUGUUGAAAUAUUUGUUAAUGGACAAGGUUUAUAUAUCUUAUUCUUGCAAAUACGAAUAUAAUGAAACCAUAUUCUCACUUCAUACUUAAUCAAUUCUUUUCCCCCUAUGACAUUGCUAUUUUAAAAAAAACAAUUUAUAAUUGACAUAUUAACAGGAAAAAGAUAGGAGCAACCGCUUCAACUUCUUGCUUAAGCAGACAGAGUUGUUUGCACAUUUCAUGCAGACAGGGGCUCAAGCUGGUGGAGGUGGGCCCACAAGUCCCCUUAAAAUGAAAGGGAGACCAAGGCUACAUAAAAAUGAUGAAAAAUCCAAGCUUGUAGCUGCUGGAGAGUACGUUCAAUGUUUAAAUAAUUUGUUAAGAAGAUCAUAUUGUUGAGGACAUUCUUUUGGCUUAAGCCAAAGUGUUGACAUAAUCAAGUAUUAUUUAUAAUAGAAUAAUCCGUAUUUCUGUUAUGGAUUUUAAAAAUGAUUAUUGAUUUUUGUGGUUACAGAACUGUAUUCAAAUAAAUUGCGUAAUGGGAACAAAAUUAAGGCAGAGACAUUUAAUGGGCACUUAAUGAGCCUCUAUCAGCGAUAAAAUGGGCUAUUGUAAAAUUUCAGUUUCUGGGCACUUAAUGAACCUCUAUCUGCCAUAAAAUGGGCAAUUGUAAAAUUCAGGUUUCCUUAUGUUUGUGAGUGACAUAAGUAAAAUUAUAAUUAUGCGGCAUCUGACUUGGUGUUAAUGAUCAAGCUCAAGAAUUUGUAAAUCAUAUAUAGAUAAUUGGACGUACUGUGUUCACUCGAUAUCAGACUCAUUAACUUGGAUACAAUUAUUUAUGCAAACAUCACCAGUUUUAACUGUUAAUUGGUAAAAAAAACUAAACGCUGGGUGCAUAAUAAUAAUUUUUAAAAAACAAUGACACAUUUUUAUGUAAGAAAGGCAUAAAAUGGUUUUAUAAAUUACUACCAAUACACAAAAACAUUUAAAAUUAAAAAAUUAAGUUUUGUAUUGUUAUUAUUAUUAGUGGUGGUUUUGUAUAGCGUGGUACCCCAGCCUAGGGCUGGGCUCACCACGCUGUGCAUACAAUUUAAUAAACAUGAACUUAAAAAUUUAACAUAGAUUAAUUAAAUAAAGCAAAACAAAUGUAUAUUCACUCCACACAUUCAAGAGUUUAAAGAGACGUGUUUUGAGUGCAGUUUUGAAGGCUGUGAUGGUCGGUAAAUUGCGAGUAUGUAGUGGAAGAGAAUUCCAUUGUUUGAGGGCACAGAAAGAGAAAGAUUGUUCACUGUAUGCUUUUGUGCGAGUCUUGGGGGCAGAAAGAAUGCGCAUCUGCAGAGGAACGAAGCUGUCGAAGGGGUGAAUAGACAGAGAGAAGUUUGGUUAGAUAGGAAGAGCAGGAAUUCGAGAAAAAGAUGUGGCCAGAGGACAGAGAGUUUUUAGUCAAUCUGUGCUUUUACGGGGAGCCAAUGAAGUAGUCGUGUGACGUGAUCACCUUUUAUUGCCUUUAGAAAGCAUAGAUUUGCUAACACAUGUCCAAUUCAACAUUUUCGCUCUUUGGUGAUUUUUUAAAAAAAAGUUCUAGUACCAAAUAUUUUUCUAUGAAGACCAGUGAUUGGGCCAAUUGGUUUAAAUUAUUUUCAAAAUCUUAUUUCUAAAACCCAUGAUAGGUGUGUCAAAAACAAUAUUAAAACAUGUUUCUAAUUUUGCUAUCAGUCAUAGACACAGACGGACUGAGGAGGAGGAAGAUGAGGAGCUGCUGACUGAAGCUAAGAAAUCUGGAAAUGUGCUAGUGAGAUUUGAAGCCAACCCAAAUUGUAAGUUACUUAAACAUUUGUUUUUAAUCUACACAGAUUGUAUAAAAAUUAAAUGUUAGCUUCAAAUUCCAGAUGUUAAUUUUGUAACUUUCUCAGAUAUGCAUUUAAAAUUACACGUUUUGAGUUAAAGUUUAAUGUUAAAUUAUUUUUUUUACAGUUAUUAAAGCUGGUGAAAUGAGGGACUACCAAAUUCGAGGUCUCAAUUGGAUGAUUUCCCUUUAUGAGAAUGGUAUCAAUGGUAUAUUGGCUGAUGAAAUGGUAAGUAAAUUUUGUUUUUUAAUGGUUUGAGAUUUAUUAUUAGUAUAGCACUACGCAGUGUUAGCUUUAAGUGUGUCAAUCUCAUUCAACCUUUAUCUUUCAGGGCUUAGGUAAAACUCUCCAGACUAUUUCCCUGCUGGGGUACAUGAAACACUACCGUAACAUUCCAUCCCCUCAUUUGGUUAUCUGCCCAAAAUCUACACUUGCUAACUGGGAGGCAGAAUGCAAGAGGUGGUGCCCAACUCUCAGAGCUGUCUGUCUCAUUGGUGAUGCUGAGAAAAGGGUAUGCUCAAUAAAUGACUUAUCUUCAAUAGUGCUUCAAUUGAUUUGACUUUUUCAGAGAAAUCCAUGUACAAUGCUUUGUAAAAUAAAUAACUUAUUUUGCUUUCAAACCACGUUCGUGCUAAAUGUUAAUUAAAGUUGAUAAUCAAUUUUAUUUUGUCAAUUUAGGCUGCCUUCAUCAGGGAUAUUUUAGUACCUGGAGAGUGGGAUGUGUGCAUAACGUCUUAUGAGAUGUGUAUCAGAGAAAAAUCUGUCAUGAAAAAGUUCAAUUGGCGCUAUAUCGUCAUUGAUGAGGCUCAUAGAAUCAAAAAUGAAAAAUCUAAAGUAAGUAUUCUCGGCGCUGAUUGACCUUUUGCAUUUAAAGUUUGUUUUUAUUUUGAAUUAUUUAACAUUCCUUUAUUUCUGAAAAUGUAAAAUGUUCAGCUAUAAAUUAAGAAUGGCUACUUAUUCUUUUGAUUAAAUGGUCAGUAAUACUUUUCUGUAUGUGUCCUAUAAGGUUUUUUUAUUAUAUCCUUUAUGAAUAACUUAAUUUGUGUUAUGUGCGCUUAAGAAAACUUUUGAGAGCAAAUUUUGAAGUGAUUUUGUUGCAGUUAUAUUUUUUGCUAAUAUAUUGAUUCCAUUCAAAUUCUUUAAAUGUGCAGCUGUCAGAAAUUGUGAGAGAAUUCAAAUCAACAAAUCGUUUGUUGCUGACUGGUACUCCUUUGCAAAAUAAUCUUCAUGAGUUGUGGGCCCUUCUUAAUUUCCUUCUUCCUGAUGUUUUCAAUAACUCUGAAGUAAGCAUUUAUUUUUACCUACAUGAAGUUCAUUUUAGUUAAAGUCUUGCAACAGUUAUAAAUUUUUUAUGGCUAAAUAUGGUUGCAGUAGGAUUUCUUUGAACAUAUAUGCAUAAUAAAAUGUUCACAUUGUCAUGAUUUAAAUUUGUUUGAUAAUAUCUUUAGGAUUUUGAUGCAUGGUUCAAUGCUAACAGCUGCUUUGGAGAUCAAGAGUUGGUUGAGAGAUUGCAUGCUGUAAGUUUAUUUUUCUCUUAAAUUUUAGACAUUAAAGAUUUUUAACAUAAAUCUUAAUAUGAACUCUUUUUAUUAAACAUAAAAGUGCUCAUAUUAAGGUUUUUUUUAAUUUACUUUAUUGUUUUAGCUUAAUGCAAUUUUAUGCACACAAGUCACUUACUUUAUUACAUGCUCUUUUAAUAUUAACACUUUGGGGGGUUUUUUUCCCUUAAAAGAAACAACCUAGAUGAGAUUAAAUAAAUGUCUCUAUAAUUUUGUGUAGCUCACUAUGAAAAACAUUUGUUUUUAAAAUAGGUUCUCCGUCCAUUUUUGCUGAGAAGAAUUAAAUCGGAUGUUGAAAAAAAACUGCUGCCCAAAAAGGAAACCAAGGUCUUCAUUGGUCUCAGCAAAAUGCAAAGAGAGUUGUAAGUUAUAUCUUUCUUUUAUUUUCCUUUUUUCUUCUUUAAACAAUAUGUGUUGGUAGUUCCCAGCAAGUCUUUGUUUCAUGAGUUAUUCAAGUCACUUGAUUUUAUUUUAAGGUAUACAAAGAUUCUGAUGAAAGACAUUGACGUUGUUAAUGGUGCUGGUAGAUCAGAUAAAAUGAGGCUGCUCAACAUUCUUAUGCAGCUCAGGAAAUGUUGUAACCAUCCUUAUCUCUUUGAUGGCAUGGAACCAGGUAUAAGCUCUUAAAUGUGUGACAAUGGGAUACUUAAUUUAUGAUUAAUUGGUAAGAGAUGAGUCUAUAAAGUAAACUAUGGCCAGAUAAGCUACUCUCAUCCAGUUGAAUAAGUUAGGGGCUAAAUAUCCAAAGGGGUAAUCAUUAAGGUGUUACAAGUUGAAAUAAGGUAUACUUUUCUGUUUUGUAGCGUGACCAUAUUGUAAGUUUCAUGAUGUCCCUAUGUAGUUAAAUGCUCCAAAUAUAUAUUUUUUUUUAUCAAUUUUACAUAUUAUAAUCUAUUUAAUACAUUGCUGUAUACAUUGCUGUGAUGAUCUAACUUUUUUUUUUUUUUUUUAAUUAGGUCCACCAUACACCACAGACCAGCAUCUUGUGGACAACUGUGGCAAAAUGGUCAUUUUGGAUAAGCUAUUACCCAGACUAAAAGAAAACGGUAAUGUGUUAAUUUUCUAUUAAUGUGAUGUCAUUAUUAAACCCUGCACUUAAGACAAUCCUUUGAAGUAAAAAAAAUUAAUUAGUUACAAAUCUGUCUUAUAUUGAAAAAUCUCAAAUUCCUCUUAAACAUUUGUUUUAUUACUUUCCAGACUCGAGGGUGCUUAUAUUCAGUCAGAUGACAAGGAUGUUAGAUAUUUUAGAGGAUUUCUGUUUCUGGAAGGGAUAUGAAUACUGUAGAUUAGAUGGACAAACUCCACAUGAGGAAAGACAGGUAAAUUGUAUUCUUUAUUACAAUUAUUCUUACCUUAGUAUUACAUUUCAUUUAUCUUGAAUUACCUUGGCCUAGUAAUUAUUUCAAUAGGCUACAUAUAAGUUACAUUUGUAAAUGCUUUCAUUUGAAGUUUUUAUAUGGUGGUGAAGUAAAUAAAAUUUCUCUACUAAUUUGAUUUCCUUAUUGUUAUUUAGUAGUUGAAGCUGUAACUUGGCACUUGCGAUAUGCUCUUUGUGUUGUGUAAUAAGUUUGCUGUAAGGAUUUUGUGUUUUAAACUGUAUACAUGUUGUUUUUUUUCAGAAAUCAAUUCUUGACUUCAAUCACCCCAAUAGCACUAAGUUUGUCUUCAUGCUAAGUACCCGUGCUGGUGGUCUGGGUAUAAACCUUGCCACAGCUGAUAUUGUUGUUCUCUUUGACUCUGACUGGAAUCCUCAAGUUGAUCUUCAAGCCAUGGUGAGUUUUUUAAAAUCUCUUCUUUUUUCAUCUAGAAAUAAAUUUUCUUGCAUUCAUAAGACUAUGUUAUUAAGAGCAGGUGGUUACAUAAUUUGUAUAAUUUCCUAUAUCUUGUAUACCAUUUUGGUGUUCGUUUAAAAGUUUUCAUAAGUUUUCAAACUUCUUUACAUCAAAUUUAGGACCGGGCCCAUCGAAUCGGUCAAAAGAAGCAAGUUAGAGUGUUCAGAUUUAUCACAGAAAACACAGUGGAAGAACGCAUUGUUGAGCGGGCUGAAAUGAAACUUCGACUUGAUAAUGUGGUUAUUCAACAAGGUAAUGGCGCGAUGGGCCAAAGUAUUUAAAAAAGUUAAUCAGAUAUUUGCUAAUCCUCUUAACAAGUCUGCUGGGAAUCCACAAUGGGGGGCCUUGGGCUUUUUCUCAAAAGUUUUUUUUUUUUUUUACUAGAGUGAUUUUAAAUUAUCCUUUUUAAGAAUGAAUCUUCUGAGUACAGCAUUGAAUUUAUAUUUAUUAAAAUAGGUACAUGUAAAAGUAAUGCAUUAUAUAUUAUGUUUGUAGGUCGUCUGGUGGAUCAAAACACUAACAAGCUGGGCAAAGAUGAAGUACUUAACAUGAUUCGACAUGGUGCCAGUCAUGUGUUUGCAUCCAAAGAGAGUGAGAUUACAGAGGAGGACAUUGAUGCUAUCCUGGCAAGAGGAGAGAAAAAGGUUAGUUGUUAACCAAGUUUUUUGCAAAUCCCUGCUUCAAUUUUGAAAUUAUUAUAUCUUAUUUAAAUAUUCAAAUGUAUAAGAGAUUCAAUUAAUUAACAUUUAAAUAUUCUCAGACUGAAGAAUUAAAGGAGAAGAUGGAUCAACUUGGAGAGAGCAGCCUUCGUACAUUCACAAUGGAUGCUCCCGACAGUGUUUAUCAGUUUGAGGGUGAGGAUUAUAGGGAGAAACACAAGCUGGGCACCAUUGGAGCAUGGAUUGAGCCACCCAAGAGAGAGCGUAAAGCUAACUAUGCUGUUGAUGCUUACUUCAGGGAGGCGCUGCGUGUUAGUGAGCCUAAAGCACCCAAGGUACGCUUCAGUAUCUUCCGUUUCCAAUGCUAUUCUUUUAAUGGGUAUAUUACUGUUACUUUUGGAAUAUUAAAGUCCUCUCUUAAAAUUUUAUUAAUUGUAUUUCAGGCUCCUAGACCACCAAAGCAACCAAGCAUCCAAGAUUUUCAAUUUUUUCCUCCCAGGCUAUUUGAACUUUUAGACAAAGAGAUCUAUUAUUUUAGAAAGACCAUUGGCUAUAAGGUAGCUUUGAUUUUUGUAUAGUUUGUAUAUGUUAUUGAUUAAAAAAAAAAAAAAUCUCCUUUUCUUUGACUUUGUUAUCGAAUUAUUUUUUAAGUCAAGGAGAAAAAUUGUCCUGGUUUUAAGGGAUGUACAUUCCAUUUAAUAAUUAUAUGAUCUGAUGUAUGUGUCAAUUGAUGUUUAUACCACGGUAAGCCCAAAUUUAGUUGUUUGGUUUUAUUUUGUUAUUAUCAACUAAAUUCAUAUAAAUGCUAUCUUUUUUUAUUUUGUAUGUCAAUUAUAAAAUUGAAGCUUUUGUGGUAGAAAGCUUAAAUAUUCUUGUCCUAAACUGUUUUCUCUCUGCAGGUUCCAAAGAAUCCUGAGUUUGGAGCUGAUGCUGAUAGGAUCCGCAAAGAAGAACAGGGGAAAAUUGAUCAGUCUUCACCGUUAGAUGAAGAUGAGCUUGCUGAAAAGGAGUCAUUGCUCAAAGAGGUAAAUGUAAAUACCGUUCACAAUUAUUGCUUCAAUAAUAAUAUUGAAUCAUUGCAGUAAGUUUUUAUUUAUUUAGUAGAGAGAUCAGUUCAAUUAUAUAACAUUUCAUGUGGUCAGUAUUAACUUGAAUUAUUUCACAAGUUUUAUUUUAUAAUUUCAGAGUUGUCUUUUGGUUGUUGUUUUGUUGUUUUUUUCGUUGUAUUUUAACAAAUAGAUGUAAAUGCAAUGAAAAUCAGUCAAGAAUUUUGUGGGAUUUUCUCUGUAAAAAGAUCAGUGUCUAAAUUUCUUUUAAAAAAGUGUUCAUAAUUUGCAAUAAAAAUAUAAAGCUGUUCCACUGUUGAACCUGUAAUUAGUCAAUUUCUGUAGGUUUCUUUUAAAUAUUUCAAUACUUAAUUGAUUUCUUUUGAAACUGUUUGAAUGGUUUACAACAGCAUAUUUGUGUGUUUCUUUUAAGUUUAAAAAUGUGCCGUAAGAUUUUGAUGGUGGGAGUGUAAUAUGAUUCAACUAGUAGAACCUUAAACAGUAAUUCAUUUUGGAGCUGGCUUGUCGCCCUGUUCACCGAAGACCAGACUUGAAUGUUCAGUUGAUUUUAAACCUGUCUAAUAUUCCUACAUCGGCACUCUUUGUAGUAACUUGAGUUUUAUGACUAUGCAGCAAACUCUGUUUUCCUCCAGGGUUUCACCAACUGGAGUAAGAGAGAUUUCCAGCAGUUCAUAAAAGCUAAUGAAAAGUUUGGAAGGGAUGACAUUGAAAGUAUAGCCAGAGAAGUUGAAGGAAAGACACCUGAGGAGGUAAACAAAUGUCACUGUCCCCAUGUGUCAAGUGUGUUGAUUCAUGUCAAUCUUGUGAAGUAAUUGCCAAGAAAAUACAUUUGUAAAAAAAAAAUUAUAAAUAUAUUUAAAAGUGUUUGUUGUAUUAUUUCUAAUUUGAUGGAAACAUUACUUUUAUUUGUUAAACAGAUAUUGGAUAUUGCCUACACUUUUGUUUCAAGAUUUUAGGCAGUUCUCUUAAGUUAAGUCUGAUUUGAAAAUAUUUUUGACUCUGUUAUUUUACAUAGGUCAAUCAAUACAGUAGUGUAUUUUGGGAACGAUGCAAUGAGCUUCAGGACAUAGAACGUAUUAUGGCACAGAUUGAGAGAGGUGAAGCAAGAAUUCAGCGAAGAAUAAGUAUCAAGAAAGCCCUUGAUGCAAAGGUUAGUUAGCUUUUUAUUCUCAAAUCAAGACUUUAAAGGUUUUUCAAUAAUUUCUUAACAUCUGUAUAAUAAUUAAAUUUCUCCUUUGAAAUAAAAUUGUACCAUUAAAACGUUGUGGUCAUACACUGUUAAGCUUCGCAGCCAUUAACCCAUUAGUAUUAUUCCCCACCCGCCAGAUGUCAAGAUACAGGGCACCAUUCCAUCAACUGAGAAUCCAGUACGGUACAAACAAAGGCAAGAACUACACAGAGGAGGAGGACAGGUUCCUCGUGUGCAUGCUCCACAAGCUGGGCUUUGACAAGGAGAAUGUUUAUGAUGAGCUGAGGCAAGCCGUACGUCAGGCUCCACAGUUCAGAUUUGACUGGUUCAUCAAAUCCAGAACUGCCAUGGUGGGUUAUCAUUUUGUGUUAUCUUUUACUGUCAUGAACAUGGAGAUGAACGCAGCGUGGGAUGCAACAUUUAAAUUUUCCUGAUACUAUUAAAAUUAAACGAUUAUAAUCUUUUGAUUGUAAUCUUUUGUGACCUUGAAACCUUCAAUUUGAAUGUUCUGACAGAAGACUAGUGCUUAGCAUCCUUUUUUUUUUGUUUUUUACACCUGGCACACCUAGAUCAUUCUCAUAUUUCCGUGGCACACGUAGAUCAUUCUCAUAUUUCCGUGGCACACCUAGACCAUUCUCAUAUUUCCGUGGCACACCUAGACCAUUCUCAUAUUUCCGUGGCACACCUAGACCAUUCUCAUAUUUCCGUGGCACACCUAGACCAUUCUCAUAUUUCCGUGGCACACCUAGACCAUUCUCAUAUUUCCGUGGCACACCUAGACCAUUCUCAUAUUUCCGUGGCACACCUAGACCAUUCUCAUAUUUCCGUUGCACACCUAGACCAUUCUCAUAUUUCUGUGGCACACCUGGACCAUUCUCAUAUUUCUGUGGCACACCUAGACAAUGCCCAUAUUUCUGUGGCGCACACCUAGACCAUCCCCAUAUUUCUAUAGCACAUCACAAGCAAAACGUGAGAAGAAAAAAACUUUUUGGCUGUUUUCUCAAACCAUCGUGUUACCUUUUUUUAAAAUAUUUCUUAUUGGCGUGAAAUUAACAUGAGCGAGUUGAUAUUUUAUACCAAGUUAUUUAACAUAAAAUAGGUUUUUCUCAACUGUUUAAAGGCGAAUAUCAAUAGAGCAAACGUAUGAGGAAAAUUUUGAAAUUGCAUACACAAAUUAAAAGGUUUUAUUUUUAAAUAUACCUAGACCAUCAAUGUCUUACAAGAAUGACAGCAUAUGUUCACAUAUAUGAGAGGUUGAAAAUGUAGAACUGCACCAGCCUCAUUGGAAAUUCUAGAAUAUUCUUCCUUGACUAAAGCCACCAAUUCUGUGAGCUUGUGAAAUUUGAUUGUCCUGUCAUUUCCCCAAUUCCGGAAAUUUCCCUUGAGCCUGGAAUUAGAGUUCUUCUUGAGUAAUUUGUAUGUUUUAAGCAAAAGGAUUUAGGAUCCAGUCGUAAAGCUCUGUAUUUACUGUAUAAAAGUAUAUGGUUAAAAGUAUGUGUCGAAUGGUUUCUGUAGCAAUGUUAGAUUAUGUUUCACCAAGUCAAAUUUUUCAAUAAGUGUUUCCAAAAUAUCCUUUGAUAUAUUGUCCAUUUAUCAUUUAACAGUAUCAGCAGAUAGAGAAACUUAUUCUACAUCCUAAGCAUUAUUAGGCCCCAGCAUUAUUCAAAUGACUUCCAUGCUCCAUACUUGUUUAAUAAGUGUUUCACCAAUGACAUGUUUGAACGUGAUUUUAAUCUUGAAACUUGAUAACCAGCUUCUAACGCAUAACCAGCUUGUGCAAUAGAACAUGUCAGAAGUGCCAUUGCAGCACAGCUAUUUCCUGUGCAACCGACCAUGUCAGAAGUGCCAUUGCGGCACACCUAUUGUUUCCUGUGCAACUGACCUUAGAAGUGGCCAUUGCGGCACAUCUAUUGUUUUCUGUCCCAAGUGAAUUGAACAGGUUUUCAAAGUUACUGCCUUUCCUUUUCAGGAGCUCCAGAGAAGAUGCAACACACUGAUCACAUUGAUAGAGAGGGAGAACAUGGAGCUAGAGGAGAAGGAGAAGGCAGAGAGAAAGAAGAAGGGUGGAAAGGGCACACCUAAAGGCGUCAAGAGGAAAAAUGAAUCCACUCCAACAAAGUCCAGUGGCAAGAAGAAAAAGGCAUAAAGUGAAACCAUUUAGGGGAGGGGGGAUCAUUUGAGUAGAGGUAGAUGUGUUAUAGAUUUUUGUAAUGUUUCAAUAAUGAAUUUGACCUUAAUCAUCUGUAAGGAAUCUCAUGUAUUUUCAAAAGCAAUUAAGUAAUGUAGUAAGAGUGGAAAGGUGUAAUAGAAGCUGGUUUUAAAAAAAAUAGAGCCUGUACUAUAGAAGAAUCUACAUCUUUUAAUUAUAUCACCCUUGCUUUAUUGAAGGGGAAAAAACAUUGUAUUUCAUUUAUUUUUUUUUUGAAUGAUCAAUAGUAUACGUUUAUGAAAACAUUUUCUGUAGAUUCACAUUGGUGAAACAGGCCAUUCUCAUUCAGUUGCUCAAAAAUAUAAUAUGUCAACGUAGUGAUGACAUGGCCAACUUAUACAAAGUGGUUCCUGACUUAACCACAAAUCUAUUUGAAUGCUACUGACACCUUAUGAAGGGCCAACCCUAAAUCUAUUUGAAUGCUACUGACACCUUAUGAAGGACCGUAUCUACACCAUCCAUUCUUAUUCAUUGUAAUUGAAACAUGUAAGACAACGUGAUUUUAGUUCUACUAGUUUUUCAUUGUAGACAUCUACAAAUCAGUGUUUUUACAUUAUAAAGGCACUCAAGUUUUAUAUAAAACUUCAUGUGUUGUUGUUUUGUUUUUUUUUUUUGUAUUUUACAAGUCCAUAAUUUUAGGAAAUGUCACCUUUGAUUUUAGUCUUGUCUGAUUAUUCAUAAUUUAACCAUGCUUCAUCAUUUAUCUUGGGCCAUUGUGUACAGUUGAUUAAUAUUACUGUUGGUUUUUUUAUUAAUAAAUCCACAAAGUGGUGUUUUUGUAUCAAUUGGUUGCUUUUAAUUGUGAAUAUAUCUGGUGGGCAUUGUUAGUUUGUCUAACCAUAGUUACAGAACUGGAUGUCUGUCAUUAAACUUGAGAGUAACGCAAGCUCUGGCUUAAGUUUGAUUAUGAAAAUAUCCCAUAAAUUAGAUACUUUGCAGAUACCCGUGGUCAGUUCCAAGAAACAGUUAAAACAUCUUAAGGAUUAGUUUGGGCUAAUUUUAAAAAAAAAAAAUUUUUUAAUCUCAUUACAUCUGGUUUUUUUGGGGGGUUUUUUUUAUCUUAAGACAUGCAGAGUUUAGUUCAUUGUCAAACCAAGGCUUGAUGCCUUAACUAACUUAUUGCUUCUGACAUCUCUCUCUCUCUCUCUCUCUCCAUUGCCUCCUUUGCAUCACCAUCAUCUUGGAAUGGGAGG